GACAUGCUUCCUCUCCGGAAGUUGCAGCAUGAAGAAAGAGCAAGUUGCACACUGUCAGUUCUCGGUUUGGUAUCCGAUAUUUAAGAAACACACCAUUAAAAGUCUGAUCCUGCCACUGCCUCAGAAUGUAAUAGACUAUUUACUGGACGAUGGGACGUUGGUAGUCUCUGGAAGUGAUCACAACUCUCAGCCGAUACAAUCCAACAACAGCGACUCAGAUGCUGAGGAGGACAUCCAGUGGUCGGAUGAUGAGACGACAGCCACAGCCACUGCGCCUGAAUUCCCAGAAUUCACCUCUACGGUGGAGGAGGCCAUAAGCGCCCUGGGCGGGCGUGUCUUCCCCAAACUCAACUGGAGCGCUCCGCGGGACGCUAACUGGAUCGCUCUGAACAGCUCGCUGCAGUGCUGCAGCCUCAGCGACAUUUUCCUGCUCUUCAAAAGCUCCGACUUCGUCACACACGACCUCACUCAGCCAUUCCUUCAGUGCAGCGACCAAGACUCUCCAGAUCCUGUCAUCAGUUAUGAGCUGGUGCUGAGGAAGUGGAGCGAGUUGAUUCCUGGUGGAGAGUUUCGCUGCUUCGUCAAAGAAAACAAGCUGAUUGCAAUCUCCCAGAGGGAUUACACGCAGUACUACCAGCACAUCCUGAAGCAGGAGGAGCAGAUCUCCCAGGCCAUCCAGGACUUCUUCAGCCAGCACGUCCAGUACAACUUCCUGGACGAAGACUUCGUGUUUGACGUGUACAGAGACUGUCAGGGGAGGGUUUGGCUCAUCGACCUGAACCCUUUUGGAGAGGUGACCGACUCGCUGCUGUUCAGCUGGGAGGAGCUGAUGUCUGGUGGGGAAAUCCCCCAUCAGCAGCAGGAGGGUCCGGCGUUCCGCUACACUACGAGCGAGGUAACGGUGCAGCCCAGUCCCUGUCUGAGCUACAGGAUCCCCCGGGACUUCGUAGACCUCUCUACCGGAGAGGACGCCUACAAGCUCAUCGACUUCCUGAAGCUGAAGAAAAGCCAGCAAGAGGAAUCUGAAGAGGAGGAAAAUCCUCCACAGUGAUGUCUGCCAUCUGUUUUCCUCGGCUCAUGCUGUUCUUCUCACACGUCGGUCAGAAGCGAGCACUCUGCUCUGAAGCAGGACUUAUAAUUAAUAUUAGAGCAUCAUGCUGCCGACUCCUGAUGAUCCGAUUCUUCUGUCCGGUUCUUAUAAUCCUGAGCAGAGCUGAUUGGAGGACGUUACGCUCCAUAGAUAUCGCCUGCUUCUAUAUAGUGAUGUCAUUUCUUCUAUCAGUUCUGGAGGGUUGGAUAGAAGAAAAAAAACAAAUUAAAUGCAGGCUUCUCUACAUAUUUAAGUGUUUUUGUUUUUAUUUGCAUCUAAACAAGUAAAAUGAACCUUUUACUCUUUUCAUGUG
Molecule: messenger RNA, 1403 nt
Organism: Cyprinodon variegatus (sheepshead minnow)
Lineage: Eukaryota; Metazoa; Chordata; Actinopteri; Cyprinodontiformes; Cyprinodontidae
Gene: cdc123
Product: cell division cycle 123
Exons: 13
Coding region: 29-1051 (340 amino acids)
Cellular component (GO): cytoplasm
Source: RefSeq, a predicted model, not a curated record